GCAUAGUAACCAUUCAAUGACGAGACAAAAUGGUUUCUAGGGAUUCAAUAUAAAUUUCCUCUCCUUUUAUAGAUAGUCGAAAAAUGGUGAAAAGAGAUUAAUUUGAGGCUAUUUGAUGAAAUGAAGUGCCGUUAUAUGAAUUAUGAUCAAAGCCGUGACGUUCUUUUGAUACAAAACUAAUAUUUUUAUAAUACUCUGGUAAAUUAAUUAAAGAUAUAAUACAAAUUAAAUAUUAUGCACCGAAGAAUGUUUCUUUGGACCUCGAUCGUUUGCAUGGGGACAUGUGCGUCAAUAUGACUCGUACGUCGUGAGCUGGUAUGAACUAUAAAGAAGAGUGUGAGUAUCUGAACCCAAGUUAACCAAAACCAACUCCGAGAAUUUUCUUCUUUAGAGAAAAACUUUUUUUUUCCUUCUUCCUUAUUUCUUUCUCUUUCGAAGAAGUGAAUCUGGACGAAGAACUAAGGCCGUCAUUUCGGAACUUGAACCAUCAAAUUCAUCAAAAAGAAUUAAAAAUCUUAAGUCUUUGAAUUUCUUCUUCUAUAUAAACUUCUUGACUCACCAGAAACCUGAAUAUUUCAUUUCGUUUUUUUCUUCUUGGUCAUUAAGACAUGAAGUUCUUCGGGUGGAUGCAGAACAAGCUACAUGGGAAACAAGGGAUUAAUACUCAUAGACCAAGCAUAUCCUCUGUUUCUUCUCAUCAACCGAGAGAGGAGUUUAGCGAUUGGCCUCAUGGACUACUCGCGAUUGGAACGUUCGGUAACAAAGCGCAGACAUCACAAAAAGUUGAUCAAGAAGAGAUUCAAGAAGAGACGGUGUCUAAAGUGGAAGGUCAAGCACAAGAUAGAGAUCAAGAACUUUCUUCAACCGAUGAUCUAGAAGAAGAUUUCACUCCAGAGGAAGUUGGGAAACUGCAGAAGGAGCUGACGAAACUCUUGACGAGAAGGAGCAAGAAGAGGAAGUCUGAUGUGAAUCGAGAAUUGGCGAAUCUUCCUUUGGAUAGAUUCUUGAAUUGUCCUUCGAGUCUUGAGGUCGAUAGAAGAAUCAGCAACGCGCUUUGUGAUGAGAAGGAAGAAGACAUUGAGCGUACAAUCAGUGUUAUCUUAGGGAGAUGCAAGGCGAUUUCGACAGAGAGCAAGAACAAGACGAAGAAGAGUAAGAGAGACUUGAGCAAAACCUCUGUUUCUCAUCUUCUCAAGAAGAUGUUUGUCUGUACAGAGGGUUUCUCUCCAGUUCCUAGCCCUAGCUUGAGAGACACGUUUCAAGAAACAAGAAUGGAGAAGUUGCUGAGAAUGAUGCUACACAAGAAAAUAAACACUCAAACUUCUUUAAAGCAAACAUCAACGAAAAAAUACUUGCAAGACAAGCAACAACUUUCUUUGAAGAAUGAGGAAGAAGAAGAAAGAAGUAGUAGCGAUGGGGGUAAAUGGGUCAAAACAGAUUCCGAUUUCAUUGUUCUUGAGAUCUGAAUAUUUGAUUCACUGUUCCCUUUUCAUGUUCUUUCAAGAAAGUACAGAUAGAGAAUCUUCAAUGAUAUCGAUCAAGACAAAGAAAAUUCAAAACAUUCCAAUCAAUUUCAUCAUUUUCUUUCUGAUGGAAGUUUUUGGGUCUCUCUCUAUCUGCAGAGAGCCCAUGAGUCCCUUUUUUUGCAUGGUUGGGUCCAUAAAACCAAAACAUGUUUUGGGAACUAAAACAUCAGAUAGUACAUGAGAUAUUUGUAUGCGUAUGUGUGUAUAUUAUAAAGAUAGAUGAUAUAUACAUGUAUGCACGUAGUUGUGUAUUUUCAGGUGGAUAACCUUUGGUUUAUAGAAAGACCUUUUUUUUUUAACAUGCUCUGUAAUCUCUUUUUACUUCUUGUAACACACAAGACUAUUCAGAUUAAUAAUACCUUUUUUCUUA
This is a messenger RNA of Arabidopsis lyrata subsp. lyrata, 1896 nucleotides long. RefSeq lists its product as uncharacterized. The record is from RefSeq and is a predicted model, not a curated record. Bases 609 to 1466 code for a protein of 285 amino acids. Gene Ontology annotation, biological process: regulation of growth; gravitropism. The transcript is spliced from 6 exons. NCBI's taxonomy places the organism in Eukaryota, Viridiplantae, Streptophyta, Magnoliopsida, Brassicales, Brassicaceae.